Vespula pensylvanica (western yellowjacket) is the source of this 4736-nucleotide messenger RNA. RefSeq names its product protein eyes shut (gene eys). Gene Ontology annotation, biological process: heterophilic cell-cell adhesion; establishment or maintenance of epithelial cell apical/basal polarity. The record is from RefSeq and is a predicted model, not a curated record. The transcript has 16 exons. Bases 789 to 4415 code for a protein of 1208 amino acids. Gene Ontology annotation, cellular component: plasma membrane; protein-containing complex. Lineage: Eukaryota; Metazoa; Arthropoda; Insecta; Hymenoptera; Vespidae. Gene Ontology annotation, molecular function: calcium ion binding.
CGGACAAUAAUUCAUGUCUUUUUAAAUGAUUUUUCAAGACGAUUUCUGCUUUCUUUGGUUCCACAACACUCAUGAUACGAACUCUGAGAAAGACUAAAGAAAAUGGAAGAACGAUUCGAGUCACGGUUCUUAUUCCAAGGGUCGCAACAAUAAACAAUCUAUAUUAAAGAAUCGUGUUUAGGGUGAUACAAUGGUUGUCAUCAUUGAAUCACACACGCGAGAAAACUUAUUGGAAAAUAUACGUAGAUUUUAAUAUGAGACCGAGUUAUGCUAUUUUAAAAUAUAAGCUCCAGUUUCGUUUUUAUUUAGUCGCUGAAUUAUAUUAAAUAUCUAAAAGGCGGAAGAGACUCUUUCGAGAUCGCUCUUUUCGUAUUCAUUGGAAUAUGUACACGUAAUUGAUCGACCUUUAUAAAAAUGAGGAUAGAUAUAUGGAUAAAUGAUAAUUCUGGAUUAAAUAAAUCGAUUCUGCGUAUGAAUAAAGGGAAAAGAGAAGAUGAUGAUAUAAUUUCGUGUUAAGCGUAAUUAAUUAUAAAUUAAUAUUUUUCUAAUAAAAGACGAUUGUACAUCGACAAGAUUAUCCUUACGCAGGCGUAAGCAAUAAGUCGAAAGCCUUGUGUAGCUUUGCUGUUGCUAAGGCUACCGUUGGUAGCCGGUCAACGGCAGCAAAUGGAUCGGAUGUAUCGAUGUCUAAAUAUACGUUUAGUACAGAAUUUACAUUUGUGCCAAGAGCACCAUAAAAGUUUUUCAUUUUUUUAAAUUUCUUCCUUUCAUCAAUUCACUUGAUAGAUAUGGGAAGGUGGGUACAUGUUGCAAAGAUAUUAAAUGAUUUUUACGGGAUCGUACUUGUCUUAGCAACUUGCGUGACAACAUCGGUGAUAGGCGAAUCAUUGAUACAAUCAAACUGUAGCAUCGAUCCCUGUAUGUAUGGAAUUUGUUUGGAUAACGACAACAGCAGUAGCUCUUAUUCGUGUUACUGUAUCGAUGGAUAUACCGGAAUUAAUUGCGAAAUUAAUUGGGACGAUUGUUGGUCAAAUCCUUGUCUCAAUGGUGGAAUAUGUACGGAUGCUGUGGCAGCUUACAAUUGUACCUGUUCCGAAGGUUUCAUAGGAAUAAAUUGCGAACAAAAAUAUAGCGAAUGUGCGAAUCAACCUUGUCUCAACAAUGGUACCUGCCUCGAUUACGAUGGAUUUAUAUGUCAAUGUCCUGAUGGAUAUUCAGGUGAUUAUUGUGAAAUCGAUGCUUCGGUCUGUAACGAUACGAUUUGUAAAAAUUUCGGAGAAUGCAUCGAAGGACCAGGAUUCUCUUUCUUUUGUCGAUGUCCAGCAGGAUGGACUGGUCGUUUAUGUGAUGAAGAUAUUGACGAAUGCGUUACUUCGCCAUGCAAAAAUGGUGGGCUUUGUAUAAAUGUUCCAGCUACUUACACGUGCGCUUGUUUAUUCGGUUUUACCGGUAAAGAUUGUGACAAAGUUAUUUUACCCUGUGAUCAAAAUCUUUGUCAAAACGGCGCAGUGUGCUUAUUAGAAGACAAUAAAUCAGUCUGUUACUGCGUACCUGAUUAUCACGGAACACUGUGCGAACUCAAAUAUGAUGAUUGCGAGUCAAAGUCAGCAAAUUGCGAAAAUGGUGGUACUUGUAUCGAUGGAAUCAAUAGUUACACCUGUGCUUGUCCUCCUGACUAUAGCGGAAUGAUUUGCGAAGAGUACAUUUUCUCAUCGACAUCAACAUCGUUUAUAACAAAAAGUUCGAUAGAAGUAAAUGAUAGUAGCGUUAAGUCAACCGAUAUGUCUUCAUCGGAAUCUACACCUACGUCUAUGGGAUUCACAUCUACCAGUCCAAGCCUGUAUCCUUACCCAAUCACCACAUUAUCAACGACAAUUUCUAAAACUAUCGAUCAUUAUACGAAAUGGUAUCCUUCGAUAGAAACAACAUCAGCUACGCAGACAGAUCGGAACGUAAUCACGACCAGUACAGAAAAUGCUUCAUUUCUUACCGAAACACCAUUGAUUUUUGUACAUAUGUCAACUAAAAAAGAUAUUUCCGAGAGUCACACUGUAUCAGAAACACGGAUUACCGAAGAAGAAACAAUUCCUUCCACAUCUGAGAUUUCCAUAGCGAUAACAGAACCUAUUAGUUAUCAUAACUUCACGGAUGGUACAAAAAUAUCAGAAAUUGAUCAAGAUAAUAUUACGGAAUCAUUUUCAUCAAUGUCAGCAUCGACUUAUCAACAAACGAGUAAAGAAAUAAGUAGUACUCCACCAUAUACAACAAGUACAAUUGGAUAUCAUCCAACAGUAGAAGUGACCGAUUUUAAUGAUGUUAGGAACGAUACAACUACCCGAUCCAGCCGUUUAUUUACUGAUGCUACAACGGCAUCAUUAGAUACUGAUGAUUUUCUGGGAAAUACGACUUCAAUACAAACUGUUUUUACGACGGAACCUGUAGAACCUCCGACUGUUUCCACGAUUUCGGAAGGACAAUUGUCAUCCACGUUGUCGUCAACGUCUGUUAUUAUUUCUAAAAGUUCAACAACGCAAUCUCUGCAGUACAGCACUACUAUGAGUACAAUUGUAAAUGCAAAUCAAACUACAGUUAGUCUUGAUCUUGAAAAUAGUACAUUACAUACAAAAUACGAUCAAGUUCCCAUUGCGACGGAACAAUCGUCAACAAGUAUUGAAUGCAAUGAAAACUCUUGUGUAACUGGAACCAAUAUACCGUCUGCUCGCAAUGUAUCGGAAUGCAACUGUACAGAACACGAGGAAGAAUGUAAAAGCAUUAAAAGCGCGGCUUUUAAUGGAAAGUCAUAUGCAAGACAGAGUAUUAAUAUUAACAUUAAUAAUGGUACUAUGAGUCUUCGAAUUUACGUAAAACUUCGAACCCGUUUCAAAAAUGGUAUAAUAUUUCAUAUAUAUUUUGACGAUGAACGUUAUGCUUUAAUAUAUUUAGAAAGUAGUAUAUUGAAAUUUCAAUUCUCGUGUGGUUUGGAAACGAUGUUACUUGGCGAGAUUGAUUCUGCUAUUAAUAAUGGAUUUGAAGCGGAGAUCGAUAUGAGAUUUGAAUACUAUAUUAUGAAUAAAACUGAUAAAUGUUCCGCUAGAUUGUUAGUAAAUGGUACUACAGCCGUAAGCGGCGAACAAAUGUUAUCAUUACGUGAAAAGUUUCCACAUCGUGCUACUUUAAAUUUAGGUGGCAUACCAUUGGCAUUUUCCCAUUAUUUCCCUCGUGUAGCUAUGGGAUUUAUUGGUUGCAUGAACUCAUUGACGGUAAAUGGUAUCCAGAGAAAUUUUAUUCAUGAUUCUACAGAGACAUUUCAAAUUGAAGAAUGUACGUCAUUCUUUUGCUUAUCAAAUCCAUGUCAAAACUUUGGAGCAUGUGAGGAAACAAAUGGUGUUGUUCGUUGUCAUUGCGUUGCGGGUUAUACAGGGACAUUAUGCGAACGUUCAAUAUGCGACGAGAAUCCUUGUUCGCUAGGUGCGACCUGUAUAAGUUCACCCGGAACAGGUUUUAUUUGCAUUUGUCCUCUUGGAAAUCAUGGACUUUUUUGUGAAGAAGAUACCAUUGUUAUUCGUCCAUCCUUUUCAACUCUGGUACCAGGUUUUUCAUCAUAUAUUGCUUAUGGUGUUUCAAAUUCGAUAAGGGACACUAUGGAACUUAAAAUGAAACUCAUUCCACAUACUGUAGAUCAAAUAUCUCUCAUAGCUUAUUUAGGGCAAAGUGGUUCACGCCAAGAAAUAUCAGAUCAUCUCUCUAUAACGUAUGUACGUGGUUAUAUCAUGUUAACCUGGGAUCUUGGUUCAGGUAAAUCGAUAUUGACAACUAAUAACGGCGUCGGAGCAUAUGCUCCUACUAGUGCAAUUAUCAUUCAUUUGUGCAGUGAUAUUUAUGUAGGCGUACGCAGAAUCUUCACAAAAACACCCCUAACUUCCGUAUCAGCUGCAACUGCGCCAGGAAUAAAAAGCCAUAAUCCACAUACAGUACAUAUUGGAAGAAAAGGGAGAGAUGCAUGGCUUGCUAUUGAUGGUACAGAUAAUGUUACUGGCCAAGCAGCUGGUGCUAUGUCUCAACUUGAUGUGUCUCCUAUACUUUACAUUGGAGGUCACAAAUCAAAAAAUUUUGAAAUGCUACCACAUGAUCUACCUUUACACACUGGUUUCUCUGGAUGUAUAUUUGAUAUCGAAUUACGUACGAAGGAUACAGUCUUCCCUGUAACCAGUUCUAGUCCAGCUACUGGACGUGGCGUAGGAGAGUGUCACCGUAACGAAUGUAUUCGUCAUUCCUGUAAAAAUGGUGCAGUAUGCUUGAAUCAUGGUUCUACAUAUAGUUGUAUAUGCACGAAGGAUUGGACGGGUCCGGAUUGUUCUGUAGCAGUGGAAAAACGUUUUUCUAGUAAUUUAUCAACCUGUCAUAUAUCGAAUUAAUAAAUAAUUUCAUAAUGUCACAUAAAAAGCUAAACAUAUUACUAUUCUUCAUAUUUUAUUAAAUUAUUACAAACCUUGUUGAUAUAUUAUGUUAAAGUACCAAUAAUUUAAUAUUCCACAGGAAUAGUUAACUAUUGAGAAUUUUAUUUCCUUUGGGUAGCGAAGUAACUAAGUAUGAAUUUAAAUGUACAAAUAGGACUGCAGCUGCCACACGAGAUUGUAAAUCGUAUUUACUGAGAUCAUGAGACCAUUCAAUGUUUCCCCAGUGUGAAAUCUAUAAAUUACAUGCGAUAAUGGAUAUAUUAAACUGCACUUGUAAUA